Molecule: messenger RNA, 6546 nt
Organism: Pangasianodon hypophthalmus (striped catfish)
Lineage: Eukaryota; Metazoa; Chordata; Actinopteri; Siluriformes; Pangasiidae
Product: E3 SUMO-protein ligase ZBED1
Exons: 5
Coding region: 2996-3853 (285 amino acids)
Molecular function (GO): protein dimerization activity
Source: RefSeq, a predicted model, not a curated record
UUUUGUCCAUGCAUUACCUUCAGUCAUUACUGCAAAAAAAAAAAAAAAUGUGCAGUUAAACUUUGUGAUGUGAGUCAGUCAAUAUUUCUUAUCACUUAUUGCUGCAAGCCCAAUGCAGUCAUUAACACAUUAACCUGUUUAACAUGUAAGCUAGAUUUAUGUUCCUUUUGGAAUGUAUGGUGAAGUUAUAAUACCACCAUAAAAAUUGUGUAGAAUAAGCACAAUCUAUGUGUUAUUUGUGGUACUGUGGUUACUAUGUAACAGUUUUUGUUCUUGGGUAUUAUUAUUUAUUUUUUGGGUGUUAUUUUCUAAUUGCUUACACAGGAAAAUAGCUGUUUCUGCUUUAUUUUGAGUGCACAGAGUAAAAUGUGUCAGUAGAGUGGGAGCACAACUGCAGAGUAACUGUGACUCCUCCCCUAACUGUCCUCCUUCCAAAGUUCCUUUUAUCCGCCAUUACUGUUAAUCACGCCAUCGACCGCUGCUGCUUUGGGUUUAGAAGAGAACGUGCGCUUCUGCUGGAUGGUAAAUUUCUUUUAUCCGCCAUUACUGUUAAUCACGCCAUCGACCGCUGCUGCUUUGGGUUUAGAAGAGAACGUGCGCUUCUGCUGGAUGGUAAAGUAAGUAAAGUUUCAAAGUCUUAGUAUUCAUUUUCAUAAUAUUCACCUCUGUUUUUAGCUCAGAUCAUUUUGCCACGUUUUUUUUUGUAUAUUAGAGAGCGAUUAGAGAUCGCUUUCUCAUGUUGACGUGAUAACUAAGUUAUCUUGAAAGCAAAUAACGUUAGCUAGCAUAUAGAUUACAAACGUUAAUUGACACAAGUGAAACUAGCUAGCUGCUUAUCAAAUGUUUGUCCACAAAAGUAUUGUGACGAGCGGCUCCAGUUGUGCACCACAUGUACCUGACUCGGUAUAGAGUUAAGUUAACGUUAGCUGUAAUUGGAUUGCUGGAGGCCAUUUUGAUGUGCAUUAUGCCUAUUCGAGGGUAAUUGUUUCUGAUAGGAAUGUAAGGUAUUUUCAUCAUUUAACAUUACUGGGGCUAGUCGGAGAUUUUAUUGCCCUCUAAAUCUAUAAUGUUGGUGUUUCAACAUUCACUGUUUGAAUCCUUUUUGACCACUGCGGAACACAACUGUUGCUUCACUGUAUUUGCAUGCAUUUGUAAUAUGUACACUUUUAUUACUGAAAUGCUGGGAAGUAUUUACAAGAACAAUAUUUCAUCACCGCUCCACCUCAGUGAAAGGAGAAAGAGGGAAAUAAACAGGUAAACAUUAGAAUUGGGCCGUUAAAGCAAUACAAUGUUAAUAUAAUUUAGCCUACAAUUGGACUAUAUACAUAAAAAAAUAUAAACCAAGCAACUUUAUGUUUACCUUAUGUAAAUAAGAGGCUGCAUUCUAACUUAUUUCCACUAAUUUUCAUAUUUUAAAAAUGACAUCCAUCAUUUUGAGUUAAAAAGAAAUUCAUUUCAAUUGCGUGUCUAUCUUCCUAGUUUUUAACAGAUGUAAAUAAUCACUUAAUAAAUAGGAUAUUCAUUUCCUAUUAAAUUAAAUCUUAUUAAAUUAAAAAUGAAUUUAUUUGUAUUAUUCCAAGAAUAGCCUAUUACAUUAUUACACGUGAGCAGUGCGUUCCCUGGUUCGUAGGAUCAUAGAACUCACUCCUCCUCCGUGAAUAAAUCACCAUCUGAAUGCAUGAGAUUCAUCACUGAGUGUUAUUGCUAGGGGUGUAACGAUUCAUUCAUUUUCUCGAUGCAUCGAUUGCAGAUCCUGCCGAUGCAUAUGCAUCGAUCUUGAAACAUGGAUUUUUGAAUCGUGAAUCGAUUGUUUCUCUCAAUAAUCGAUUUAAAAUGAAAUAAUCGAUUGAAUCGCAAUUAUAUAACGAUUCACAAUAUUAAAAAUAAUUUUAAACCAUAAAUUAGUUGAGUCCGCGUAGUCACGUGCGCCCUCACUACAGUGGCGCGGUGGAUUACAUCACUACUCUCCAAUUCAUGCCCGUUUAUUGUCAUUUACACACACGCUGUACUAUGGAGGGCAACGAAGGAGAAAUUGUCAAGGCACCAGCCAAUUUGAAGUCAAAGGUUUGGGAAAACUUUGGUUUUUACAAAAAAAAUGGGAAGAUUGACAAGUCCGUUGCAGUUUGCAGACAUUGUAAAUGUGAGUUAAAGUACUGCGGAAACACAACAAACCUUAGCAACCACCUCCGCAGACGCCAUGCUAUUAAGGUUGAAAAACCUUCCGAAGCUAGUAUCUCAAGUUCAGGUUUGAGAACUCCUAACCUAUUUGAUGAGAGUCUUUCCGCGAACUCUCAUCGUGCUAAAGCCAUAACUGCAUCUAUCGCAAGAUUUAUGUGCAAAGAUAUGCGCCCCUAUAGCAUGGUGGAAAACACUGGUUUCUGAGAAAUGAUAAAAACUUUCGAACCAAGAUACAAAAUACCCAGCCGUCAGUUUUUCAGUGAAAAAUAUAUCCCGGAGUUAUAUCAGUCUACGAAAGAGGAGCUGCAGCUCAAGCUUUCUCCGUCUGCCCAUGUCGCCCUCACCACUGAUUCUUGGACGUCCUGUUCGACAGAAUCUUACGUGACAAUCACCGCACAUCUUAUUUCCGUGAACUGGCAAAUGCAGUGCUUCGUUCUUCAAAUAAGGAUUCUAAACGAAGCCCACACAGGCAAAAACAUUGGAGAAUUGCUGUAUGAUGCCUGCUCUGAGUGGACAAUUGCAAACAAAAGCCCUGCUCUUGUUACAGACAACGCCCGCAAUAUGAUUGCUGCAGGUAAAGCUGCUGGAUUUACCCCCCACAUCACUUGCUUUGCACACACGCUUAACUUGGUGUCUCAAAAGGCCGUGAAAGUGAACAAUGCAGAGCGAUUGUUGGGCAAAGUUAGACAGAUUGUCUCUUAUUUCCACCGAAGUUCCACUGCUACAUGCACUUUAAAAGAGAAACAACAACUUCUCGGCUUACCGUUACACUAAACUUAAACAGGACGUUUGCACUAGGUGGAACAGUUCUGUGGAAAUGCUUAAGCGUUUCUUAGAACAACAAACCGCAAUCUUGGCAACGCUUAUGUCAAAGAAUUUGCGGAGGGGAACGGAAGUCCACACGCUCUCUGAAACGGACAUCAGUAAUGCUGAGGACAUUGUGAAAGUGAUGACACCCAUUAAGAUUGCUUCUACUAUGAUGUGUGAAGAAGAACAACCAACAGUGUCGGUGAUUGCGCCUCUCCAGGCUAAACUACUGAAACAUCUCGAGCCUUGCGAGGACGAUACAGGCAUGACUCGAGAAAUGGAAUCCGUGAUGGCAGCAGACUUUUCGUAUCGGUACACGAACUGCCGCGACGUUCUGCUUAAAGCAUCUGCUUUGGACCCCCGCUUCAAAGGGCUACCCUUCCUAGAAAACGAGGAGAAAAAAUUGAUCUUCAUUAAACUUACUGUUGAGGCCUCAAACAGUAUUCACGUGGAACAGCAGGAGGAUUCAGUUGAAGAGAAACCACCAGACCCAACUGAAGAAGAUGAGAUACAUCCUGCAAAAAAACUGAAAGCCAUGGAUUUGCUCUUCGGCAACAGCUUUCAGCAGAUGCCAGAGACCUGUCCUCUAUCCAGGUCUGCUAGUGAGGUCAGCAGAGAAGAGGUACUCAAAUACAGAUCCAUGGCUCCUCUGCCACUGACUGAAAGUCCACUGGACUGGUGGAAGUCCCAUGAGACAGAACUACCAAUCCUUGCAAAUCUGGCAAGAAGUUAUCUUUGCAUUCCUGCCACCAGUGUGGCCUCAGAAAGAGUUUUCAGCACUGCAGGAGACAUAGUGUCUUCUCAGAGAAGUAGUUUACGGCCAGAUUGUGUCAAUCAGUUAAUAUUUUUGAAAAAAAAUCUGAAGUAGAUAGUGUUGAAAAAAGCAUGUCAUAGCCAUUUGUUUGUUCCCCUCUCUCUUACUACACUAACUACCAUGUUUUAAUUGCACUAUGUCUGGUAUUACUGCCAGUUGCACUGGCACUUUUUUGUAUUUCUGCACUUUGCAUUUUCUAAAUGUUCAACAAAAAGUAUGCAAUGUUUACAAUAAAAAAAAACAUGUAUGGUGCAUUGAAUAUAUAGCAGUAGUAGUAUUUUUCUUGCUUAAAAUACAUUAAGACAAAAUUAAACUACUGAACUAAAGAUCUGGAUCAAGUUGCUGCAAAUGUAUUGAACUGAAUGGUCAUGAAUUUCCCAAAAACUCAACUUAUUUGCUCAAAUGCAGAUGCCUAAAAUAUACAGAAUCGAAUCGUUAUAAUCGAAUCGAAUCAAAUUUCAUUGUGAAUCGAAUCGAAUUGAAUCGUUCUGAAUUUGCCAAAAUCGUUUUUGAAUCGAAUCGAAAACCUGUGAAUCAUGAAUCGAAUUGAUUCGCUGUCUACCCAAAGAUUCACAGCCCUAGUUUUAAUUCUUUCACAGACCGGUACCAGUAUCCAAGGGCACUUGGAUAGCAUUGGAGAGAGCCUCCAGCCGUAUCUACUUGCUGUUGGGCCGAAGAGAAGUAGGGUCCAUUCUUGGUUUAUUGUAAUUGACCAACAUGCUCUACCCUGUAAGGCUUCUAAUUCACUGGCCUGUGUUGAUGAGCUUUUCAAAGCUCACUUUGUCUUUGGCACCUCAUACUGUCAGGAAUUGACCAAUGUGUAUAGCUUUCUGCAAACCACUGUCUAUGAUAUAGAUGUUGAAACCACCAAGGUGAAUCCCAGAGUGGCCGAGCUGAGAGCUAGAAUCCUCCAGUGAGCAGAUGAUUUGUUUCAUUUGUGAAAAGGGGCAUGCUAAUGCCAAUGCCCUUAUAAGGCACUUCAAGUUAGUUCAUGACUUUUGUUGAGGAAAAAGUCUCAAGUUAAAAUGUGCUCAAAGAGGUUGUUCACAUGUUUACCAUAGUUUUUCUGGAUUACGAAAGCAUCUCAGCAAGUGUUGUGCAAUUGACCGUUCACACCUCGAUUCUGGUGAAAGCUCAUCCACCGCCAACUCCAUUUCAUUAGAUAAUGUAAGAGUUUUACCAAACCAAAAUCCACCUUGUGAGUCUGCACUCCUGAAAACAAAUAUAGUAAACAGUUGUGCAACAGUGGUAGCUGAACUUAAAGUUGCUGGUGUCGCAGAGACAACUAUUAACUAUGUUGUUGGUGCUCUAGAAGAAGUGAUUGGAGACAUUCAUAGUGAAACUCAAAAGAAUCAGUGAAAAACAGCCUAACAUUAGAGGAGCCCAUAAAAAGUGUUGUUGAGUCUCAAAUUGAUCAGUGUUUUGAAAAAAUGCAAAAUCCUUUUGUGGCAUUAAACACUGAGAGCAAGAGAAUGCGGUACUUUUCAGACAAAUGGGGAAAAAUAGAUCCUGUUGAAUAUGUUCUCGGAACAAGAUUUGCGACACGGCCUAACAGAACAACUGGAACUUUUGCCCAAACUAUUGUUAAGGAUAAAUUUGUAUAUAUACCAAUUCUUGAGACAUUACAGUCCAUUUAUAAGCACCCUAACAUUACAGAUAUGAUGGCGAGAGAUUCACAACAAAGACCAAAUUGUCUUUAUGACAUACACGAUGGAGAAUUCUUUAAGAAUCAUGCACUCUUCUCAAAACAAAGACAUGCCGUUCAGAUCCAGCUUUUUUUUGAUGAAUUUGAAUGCUGAAACCCCCUUGGAUCAAAACGAGGAAUACAUAAGGUAGGAGCUAUCUAUUUUACCCUUAGAAAUAUUUCCCCUAAAUACAACUCGAGUUUACUAAAUAUACAUUUAGUCACUUUAUUUCAUGCACAAGAUAUCAAAACAUAUGGGUUUGAUAAAAUACUAGAGCAUUUGUUUCCUGAUAAGAACUUGUUGCCAAAGCAUCAUUUAAUGGUGCAUUACCCCAGUUGUAUGCAGAAAAUUGGACCACUGAUACAUUGUUGGUGUAUGCGUUACGAAGCGAAGCAUAACGUUUUUAAAAAGCAGCUGAAAAGCUGAAAACAUUAGCAAAGAAACACCAGUGCCAAAUGGCUUACAUUUGGCAAACAUUUGAUCCAAAUGCCAUGAAAUUUGUUCCUGGGAAAAUGGUCUGAUUGAAUGAAAUGGAGGUUGGCGCUGAGAUGGCUGGGAAACUUAAUGUGCCUAUGUGGACUAAGGUCCUAAAUGUGAAAUGGGUCAAGCGCUGUGGAAACACUUAUCGCUCAGGGUUGGCGGUUUGUGUUCAAGUUCAAAAUGACAUGCCUGUAUUUCAUGUAAUCCAGAAUAUUGUUAUUAAAGAUGAGCACAUCCUUUUAAUAACAACUGCACUGAAAACGUUAUGUUUAGAUGAACAUAUCCACGCUUACAAAGUUGCACAUACCAUAGAAGCACCUCAUGUUUUGGAGAUUAAGGAUAUUUUGCACCACAAGUUGCUGGUGAUUCUGAUUUGUUUAUUGUACCAUAUAGUUUCAUGUAAUUCUUUUUCAUCUCCUCCAUUGUAUUAUCGCUAAUUUUUAUUUUAGUACUGUUUUCAUUUCAUUUUUUUUUCUUUUUUCACAAUCACAACAUGAUGACACAUUCACGAUGACAAGUGAAUUAAGUGUAAGUGUAAUGUUGUUUGAAGAGGAGCUUGAAAAAUAAAAUUGUGAGACAUGA